Messenger RNA from Necator americanus (New World hookworm), 795 nucleotides. RefSeq lists its product as uncharacterized. Gene Ontology annotation, biological process: cellular response to nitrogen starvation; autophagy of mitochondrion; nucleophagy. Bases 1 to 795 code for a protein of 264 amino acids. The record is from RefSeq and is a predicted model, not a curated record. Gene Ontology annotation, molecular function: Atg8-family ligase activity. Lineage: Eukaryota; Metazoa; Nematoda; Chromadorea; Rhabditida; Ancylostomatidae. Gene Ontology annotation, cellular component: cytoplasm; phagophore assembly site membrane; Atg12-Atg5-Atg16 complex. The transcript is spliced from 6 exons.
AUGGCGGGUGAAUUCGACUAUGAGGUGUCGCGCAAACUCUGGGAGGCAGCAGUCCCUGUUGAGUUCCAGAUUGACCAAGAUGACGAGUCAGGAGAUGUCUGUCGGCCAAAUUACGCUAUGCUUCCUCGGUGCGGUUAUUUCCCCUUGUACUUGACAAGAAUUUUGGAACAAGUAAAGGCUCGUGAAGACAGCGUGAAACUUGAUGUAGAGAAAGUGUGGCUGGAAAGUAAUGGAUCUCCUUUGAAGAUUUAUUAUCCAAUUGCAGUAGUUAAUGGUAAUGUCAACGAUUUUCGGACCGGACCUCGCCCCGAGGGAGUGUUGCCAGUGUCCAAGGACGCCAUGGAAGCAAUAUUUAUGCAAUCAUUGAAAGAAGCCAAUUAUUUAAAACGGAGGAAAGAAGAGAUUGUAAGCGGUAUGAAAAUUGACGAACACAAGCAACUAUGGCUAAGCCUUGUUCACGACCGUUUUCAUGACUUUUGGAGUGUAAACCGCCGUCUCAUGGAAAGUAGUGAGGAGCGACCAUUCCAUGACAUACCUAUUCGCCUAUAUGUCAGCGGCCAACCUUUCCGACAGGUCCUACAACCACCUCACGAUACAAAUGGAGAGCCACGGACGUUAGCACAAGCACUAAAUUCACUUUCUCAUGAUCUCAUAGAAGACGGAAAGUAUCAAUUUAUAUCCCAUGGUAUUGUGGUCCCACUUGAAACACCUUUGAGCUAUUUGGGGAAGAAUUUCGCUUAUCCAGAUAAUUUUGUACAUAUUUGUGCUAUCUGCAAUAAUAGUUCAUCUGCUUGA